AUGUCUGAUGCUGGAGAAGCCAUGGAUGUUGAUCAACCAUCAACAUCAACAAUCCCUACAACAAAACAAGGAAUCCCAAUAGCCAAAUCUAUAGAAGGUUAUGUUAUAAUCGUUCAAAAUGUUCAUGAAGAAGCAACAGAAGAAGAUGUUCAAGAAUUUUUUGAAGAAUUUGGCCCAGUGAAGAAUAUUCAUUUAAACCUUGAUAGACAAACUGGUUAUGUUAAAGGUUAUGCAUUGAUUGAAUAUACUGAGUUACAAAAUGCUAUAAGGGCAGUACAAGAAGGUGAUGGUGAAGAACUUUUGGGUCAUAUAUUGAGUAUUGAUUAUGCUUUUGUUCAUUCUGAUUUGGAGUUGAAACGUGGGAAAAGGGAUAAAGAUGAAGAGAAAGUUAGAGAUAAAAGUCCUGAACGUUCAUGA
This is a messenger RNA of Hansenula ciferrii, 417 nucleotides long. RefSeq lists its product as uncharacterized. Bases 1 to 417 code for a protein of 138 amino acids. Lineage: Eukaryota; Fungi; Ascomycota; Saccharomycetes; Phaffomycetales; Wickerhamomycetaceae. Gene Ontology annotation, biological process: RNA splicing. The transcript is spliced from 2 exons. Gene Ontology annotation, cellular component: nucleus; exon-exon junction complex; cytoplasm. The record is from RefSeq and is a predicted model, not a curated record. Gene Ontology annotation, molecular function: mRNA binding.